Molecule: messenger RNA, 3535 nt
Organism: Tyto alba (common barn owl)
Lineage: Eukaryota; Metazoa; Chordata; Aves; Strigiformes; Tytonidae
Gene: ANPEP
Product: alanyl aminopeptidase, membrane
Exons: 21
Coding region: 445-3417 (990 amino acids)
Biological process (GO): peptide catabolic process; proteolysis
Cellular component (GO): cytoplasm
Molecular function (GO): peptide binding; metalloaminopeptidase activity; zinc ion binding
Source: RefSeq, a predicted model, not a curated record
UGAGCUGGCGGAGCUGGGGCGGCCGGGAGCCGGGGGCAGGCAGGGCGCAGAGCCGGGUGCCUCGGUGGGGAUGGGGCGGGCAGGACCCUCGCUGCCCCCCGCUCCCCGCGGCUGAGCGCAGGAAGGGCCAGGCCGGUGCUCGGGAGGGACCCAGGGGGUCCCCGCAGCCCGCGCCCGCUCCCGCGCUGCCCAUCCCUGAUGGUGCAAUCCUGAGCUGCUGGAUUUACCCCCCCGCUGCAGCGGCGCUGGGCGUUAGUGUUCCCGCAAGGCUGGGAGGAGGGCGGGUGGAAAGCUCAUCGCGGGGGCCGUUGCCGCCCUGAGCCUUAUGGUCAUUUAAUACUUCACCCAUUAACUUGGACUAAUAAACCUCGUGAGAGCGAGAGGCUAAAAGCCGUGCCAGCCGGGCAGAGCCUCCUUCGUGGGCACCGCUCCUACAGCCUCGCCAUGGCGGCCGGCUUCUUCAUCAGCAAGAGCGUGGCCAUCGUGGCCAUCGUGCUGGCCCUGGGGGCCGUGGCCACCAUCAUCGCGCUCUCGGUGGUGUACGCCCAGGAGAAGAACAAGGUGACGGAUGCUGGCACCACCACCACCACCACCACCACCACCACCACCACCACGGCCAUCCCUCGACCCACCACGGCCGCUCCCCAGCCCCCCACACAGAGACCCCCCGUCACGGUCACCGACCUCCCCACCACCAGCGCCACCCCCGUCCAGCCCUGGAACCGGUGGAGGCUGCCGACGACGCUGGUGCCGGAGUCCUACGAGGUGACCCUGCAGCCCUUCCUGACGCCCGACGCCAACAACAUGUACAUCUUCAAGGGCAACAGCAGCGUGGUCUUCACCUGCACGGAAGCCACCAACCUCAUCCUCAUCCACAGCAAGAAGCUGAACUACACCCUGCAAGGGCUCUUCCACGUCUCGCUGCAGUCGAUGAACAACUCCAGAGUGCCUCCCAUCUACACGACCUGGCUGGAGACCCGCACCCAGUACCUGGUGGUGCAGCUGGGCGGCAAGCUGCGGAAGGGCCACCGCUACCGGCUCACCUCCAUCUUCACGGGGGAGCUGGCCGACGACCUGGCCGGAUUCUACCGCAGCGAAUACGUGGAUUCAUCAGGAACCAAGAGGGUAGUGGCCACCACGCAGAUGCAGGCGGCUGAUGCGCGGAAAGCCUUCCCCUGCUUCGACGAGCCGGCCAUGAAAGCCAACUUCACGGUGACGCUGAUCCACCCCUCCGACCACGAGGCCAUUUCUAACAUGCCUGCCAGGAGCACCCGGGAGCUGAAGAUCGAUGGGAAGAGCUGGAACAUCACUGAGUUCCAGACCACCCCCAAAAUGUCCACCUACCUGCUGGCCUUCAUCGUCAGCCAGUUCGGCUACGUGCAGAACGACAUGGGGAACGUGCUGAUUCGCAUCUGGGGCCGCCCCAAGGCCAUCGCCGAGGGCCAGGGCAGCUACGCGCUCCAGGUGACCGGCCCCAUCCUCAACUUCUUCGAGAAUCACUACAACACGGCGUACCCACUGCCCAAGUCCGACCAGGUCGGCCUCCCCGACUUCAACGCGGGCGCGAUGGAGAACUGGGGGCUGGUGACCUACCGGGAGAACUCGCUGCUCUUCGACGAUGCCUACUCCUCCAUCGGCAACAAGGAGCGGGUGGUGACCGUCAUCGCCCACGAGCUGGCCCACCAGUGGUUCGGGAACCUGGUGACGCUGCAGUGGUGGAACGACCUGUGGCUGAACGAGGGUUUUGCCUCCUACGUGGAGUACCUGGGCGCCAACUCGGUGGAGCCCUCCUGGAACAUUAAAGACCUGAUGGUGCUGAACGAGGUGUACACGGUGAUGGCGACGGAUGCCCUGACCACCUCCCACCCGCUCUCCAUCCGCGAGGACGAGGUCAACACCCCGGCCCAGAUCAGCGAGGUCUUCGACAGCAUCGCCUACAGCAAGGGAGCGUCGGUGCUGAGGAUGCUCUCCGACUUCCUCACCGAGGACGUGUUCCGGGAGGGGCUGCAGUCCUACCUCCACAACUUCGCCUACAAAAACACCGUCUACACGGACCUCUGGCUUUAUCUGCAAGAGGCUGUUGCGAGGAACAACGUCUCGCUGCCUGACUCCAUCAGCAACAUCAUGGACCGGUGGACGCUGCAGAUGGGCUUCCCCGUGGUGACCGUCAACACCCUCACCGGCAACGUCAGCCAGAGGCACUUCCUGCUGGACCCCACCUCCACGGUGGACAGACCCUCCGUCUUCAACUACGUCUGGAUCAUCCCCAUCACCUGGAUGACGCACAAUACCACCGGGGACAGGUACUGGCUGACCAACGUCUCAGAAACCAACACCCAGUUCAAGGUGAGCAGCCCCAGCUGGCUCCUGCUGAACCUGGACGUCAGCGGGUAUUUCCGCGUCAACUACAACCAGGAGAACUGGGACCAGCUCCUCGGCCAGCUCGCCAGCGACCACCAGGCGAUCCCCGUGAUCAACCGUGCCCAGAUCAUCGAUGACGCCUUUAACCUGGCCAGGGCCAAGUACGUGAACGUGACCUUGGCCCUGAGCACCACGCGGUUCCUGAGCCGGGAGACGGCGUACAUGCCCUGGGAGGCGGCGCUCAACAACCUCCAUUACUUCCAGCUGAUGUUCGACCGCACCGAGGUCUUCGGGGUGAUGAAGAAAUACGUGCAGAAGCAGGUGACGCCCCUCUUCAACCACUACAAGAACAUCACCAAUAACUGGGUCACCAUCCCCAGCGGCCUGAUGGACCAGUACAACGAGAUCAAUGCCAUCAACACCGCCUGCUCCUACGGCAUCGUCGAGUGCCAGGACCUGGCCACCAACUACUUCCGCCAGUGGCAGAAAAAUGUCACCAAGAACCCGAUCCCCCCGAAUCUGCGCUCCUCCAUCUACUGCAGCAUCGUGGCCACGGGCGGGGAGGAGGCCUGGGACUUCAUCUGGGAGAGGUUCAGGGAGGCCACCGUCGUCUCCGAGGCCGACAAGCUCCGCACAGCCCUCUCCUGCAGCACCUCUCCUUGGAUCCUCAACCGGUACCUGCAAUACACCCUCGACCCCAACAAGAUCCGGAAGCAGGAUGCCACCUCCACCAUCAACAGCAUCGCCAGCAACGUGGUGGGGCAGCCCCUGGCCUGGGACUUCAUCCGCGGCAACUGGAGGACGAUCUUUGGCCAGUACGGCGGCGGCUCCUUCUCCUUCUCCCGGCUGAUUUUAUCGGUGACCCAGAGGUUUUCCACGGAGUUUGAGCUGCAGCAGCUGGAGCAGUUCAAGGCGGACAACGAGGACAUCGGCUUCGGGUCGGGGACGCGGGCGCUGGAGCAGGCGCUGGAGAGGACCCGCGCCAACAUCGCCUGGGUGAAGGAGAACCAGGCGACGGUGCUGGGCUGGUUCCAGGCCGAGACGGCCGCCAGCUAACCGUGCGGCCCCGGGGGCUGCGCGCCCUCCUCCCGGCCCGGCCCUGGGGCCGGCUGCCACGGGAUGGGGCUGCGGGGGCCAAGCCUGAAGCUCCCCGAGCCCCACGGCUGGGCCGGAC